Messenger RNA from Morone saxatilis (striped sea-bass), 3248 nucleotides. RefSeq names its product heat shock protein 70 family, member 13 (gene hspa13). The transcript is spliced from 5 exons. The record is from RefSeq and is a predicted model, not a curated record. Gene Ontology annotation, molecular function: ATP binding; heat shock protein binding; misfolded protein binding. Gene Ontology annotation, biological process: vesicle-mediated transport; cellular response to unfolded protein; protein refolding. Lineage: Eukaryota; Metazoa; Chordata; Actinopteri; Moronidae. Gene Ontology annotation, cellular component: nucleus; cytoplasm; plasma membrane. The coding region runs from base 1 to 1329 and encodes 442 amino acids.
AUGUCCGGAGAGAUUUCUAUGAUCGGUUCCGUCAUCCUGGCCCUGUUCCUGGCGGGGUACCUGGGCCAGCAGUACCUGCCGCCCCCCAAACCCAAGGUGAUCGGCCUGGAUCUGGGCACCACCUUCUGCUCUGUCGGCGUCUUCCACCCGGGCAGCGGGGAGGUGGAGGUGAUAGCGGAUGAAGAGGGGAGGAAGAGCAUCCCCAGCGCCGUCUCAUUCACCUCCACCGCGGUGCUGGCUGGACACGAAGCCGUGGAGCUGGCCGACAGCAACCCGCAGAACACCAUCUACGAUGCCAAGAGGUUCAUCGGGAAGACAUUUGAGCCGGAGCUCCUGGGGCAGGAGAGCGCUCGGUACCCGUUCAAGGUGAUUAACAAUAAUGGAAGUGCAGAGUUCCUGGUGACCACCAACCACACCUUCACUGUGAGCCCAGAAUUCAUCGGCUCCAGGCUGCUGCUGAAGAUGAGGAAGAUGGCCGAGCGACAGCUGGGUGUUCCCAUCCAGAAAGCUGUCAUCUCAGUGCCCGCAGAGUUUGACGAGAGACAGAGGAACUACACCGUCAGGGCCGCAAACCUCGCCGGCCUGGAGAUCCUGCGUGUGAUCAACGAGCCCACGGCUGCAGCCAUGGCCUACGGCCUGCACAAGGUGGAUGUGUUCAACGUGCUGGUGGUCGAUCUCGGGGGAGGAACCCUGGACGUUUCUCUGCUCAACAAACAGGGAGGCAUGUUCCUCACCAGAGCCAUGGCAGGGAAUAACAAGCUGGGAGGACAAGACUUCAGCCAGAGGUUGCUCCAGUACACCACAGAGCGGGUCCGACAGGAGUUUGGCGUCCCACCCACUCUCAAAGAGGACAUCCACCGCCUCCGACAGGCCGUGGAGGCCGCCAAGCUCAACCUCACCCUCCAACCCAGCGCCACCAUCAGUGUGCCCCUGCACCUCCGCACAAGCACCGGCUCCGAGUCUCCCGAAGGCUCUGCUCCCGCUCCGGUUCUCUUCCGGGCUGUGAUCACUCGCAAGCUGUUCGAGGAGCUCAACGAAGCCCUUUUCCAGAAGAUCCUAGCUCCCGUUGAGACCGUGCUAACCGAGGGCCACCUGGGGAAAGAGGACGUGGAUGAGAUCGUUCUGGUCGGAGGGUCCACCAGGAUACCGCGGAUCAGGAGGCUGAUCAGCGAGUACUUCGGGAAGGAGCCCAACACAUCGGUAGACCCUGACCUGGCUGUGGUUACAGGUGUGGCCAUCCAGGCUGGCAUCAUGGGCGGCUCCUGGCCUUUACAAGUGAGCGCUAUAGAAAUCCCCAACAGACACCUGCGCAAGACGAACUUCAGCUAAUCUUUAUCCAGGUUGAGAUAAAAGUGACACCACAGAGACUUGCCACUGAUUCCUAACUGAACGAAUGAAAUGCUCGUCUUAGAGGACCGGUGUGUGUGGCAUUUAGUGGCCUCUAGUGGUGUAUUUGCAGAUUGCAACUCACUCGCUUCACCCUCCCUUUCCAGGCACAAGGGAGAAACUGCUGUGGCCGCAAGUCAGGUUUUGGUUUGUCCGUUCUGGGCUACUGUAGAAACAUGGUGACCUGUGGUAGAUAGAAACUUCUCUUUAAAAGGUAUCAAACAUAGAAUAAUUCUUAUUUUCAGGUGAUUAUAGACUAAUAAAUACAUAGCUAUGAAUAUUAUAUGCCAUUUCUGCCAAUUCCUGCUAAAUGUUACACACUGGACCUUUUUCAAGUUCAUAAUUUCAAAUCUCCUGAAGUGAGAAAAAUGACCCACAGAAGACACUGUCACCUGAAUGAAGACAGGCAAGAUACUCAGGUUUUUCAACUUAUCUCAUGCUUGUUUGUGAAAGGCAGCAGCAGCCGAAAUAAAUUUCUGCUGAUGAUUAUGUAUUGAAACACGCUAACAUUCCUCUCUGAGGCAAAGUAACUGAUAGCAUCUGCAGAAGUGAACAGUCCUGUUUCCGUUUUUUGAAGCCAGCUGCUCUUGUUGUGCACGAAGCUUCAGCAGAAAUAACGAAAGUGAGAUGCCGAUGAAAUGUGAAUGAGAAGCUUCCGAAAAGGCAAAGUGUUCUCACAUGUAUCUACCCAUUCAGCUUCAUCGGUGGCGCUCACUCGUGGUAGAUACUUCAGAUGGCGUUCAGGACUUUAAGGACUAAAAGAAUAACCAGUAAAUCUUCAGCUAUUUAUUUAUUUAUUCCCACCAACUGUGUGUGUCUGUGUGUGUGUGUCUCGAAAGCCCUUUAAUGUAUUUCUACACAUUUCCUUCAAAGGUUGACAUACAGUGUGUUUGUGCCUGUUCAGAAAGCUGCUAUAUUGUUUGAAGUGCAGAGGUGAACCACUGCCCCCUAGUGGUUCCACCAGAGGGCCUGGUCCAGGUCCCUGCACUGUAUUGCAUACUGUCCCAGAAGUGAUUUCAUGUCCACUGGAGGUCACUGGGGACACAAUUAAUUUCAAGAUGAAGGUUCAUGAUAUAGAAAGCCUUAAUGUUCACACAGUACUGUAAACCAUGAAUCAUCUGCAUCACCUCUGUUUGAAUAAAAUACAGACUGCAUUGUUUGUAAGUGCUCAGUGCUGCACUUUCAGGACUUCCACCUGUUGGCCAACUUUCCAUUUUUGUGCAAUAGUGUAUGCUUUAUUUAAACGGCUUAAGAUAUUUGUGCUGCGUAUCAAGAGUUAAGAACAACAACCCGCUUUUGCUGCUGUAGUAGAGAAGGUCAACUCUGGUAGUCCCACAGGAGGACCAAAGCAUUGCUUACUGGUGCCUUUGUGUAUGUGAUGUUGUAUUUGUGGUUGCCUGAAAUGUAGAGAGGUGAGAUUUGUUGUCAUUUAGUGUGAAGAAUGUGUGUGUGUUCACCUGCUCUUAGUGUGGUGGACAGUAGGCUGGUGAUUGUACAUCCAGCAUUAAAGUUCAUUUCUGUUUCUGAAGUUAAAACGGUCCAAUAUCAAUGUUUUCAACCAUGAACUCCAGUUACCUGUAUUCCUUUAAAAGCAUCACAACUUAUUCUUGCCAAAUGUCAUACAUGACUAUUUACUUAAUUAUUUUAUGUUUUUCUUACACGGGAUCUAAGAUGUAACCGAGCCUCUAGUAAAAAUGAAGCAAAUUUGAUGCGGUUUGCCUUUGAUACUGUGUAAAUCAUCAGUCCCUAUUGACAUAGGGAGAAAAACUAUGAAACUAUUUUAUAUUUCUAGCCACCUUAAAAAAACAAGAAGAACUGAUAUGACCUACCUUUCAACCAAUUAAAUGUCAAUUUUCUAACUU